Molecule: messenger RNA, 1504 nt
Organism: Erythranthe guttata (spotted monkey flower)
Lineage: Eukaryota; Viridiplantae; Streptophyta; Magnoliopsida; Lamiales; Phrymaceae
Product: glucuronoxylan 4-O-methyltransferase 3
Biological process (GO): xylan biosynthetic process
Source: RefSeq, a predicted model, not a curated record
UUGACGUCACUCCCAUGUUUGGUCUUGCCAUUCGAAUUGCAGUUCUGAUGCUAACUCUUUAAUGUGACUUGAAAUCUACUCUUUAUCAUGUGGAGAUAUAUUCAAAAUCCUAAUUGAUAGAAACCUUGAUUAUGUGUUAAAUCAAAUAUUCAUUCUUACAUUGUCUUGUAGGCACUACUUUCGGUAAAAUACAUCAGGUUACUCGGCACCAUGAAUCUACGUGCAAUUACAUCAAACAUGUUGACAGGGUGUAACAUCAAACAAACUUUCCUUAACCAAACAGGUCCUAAUCUUAUUGAAACAAACAAAUUAAACAUGUUGAUAUCAUGUUACAAUUUUGAAACUAAUGCAUUUGCUGCCCAUAUAUGUUACCAUAACCAAAACUGCUGGUUAUGGCAACAAGAAGAUUUUUCGUCAUCCGAGCGGAACUGGGAAACAAAUCAACAGCUAACUGACUUUCUAUAAGUAACAAGUUACAAAUUUCAAUCCAUGGAUAAACUAACUUCUAAAAUCUCAGCAUCUUACCGCAAAAACUAACUUGCGAUCAUCAACAAAAAUGAAGGCGAAGAACAUCAAACAUUCUCAGCUCAGACGAAAUCUCAUCAUAUUAUCCCUCUUCUUCCUCUUUGCCCUAUACAUUGCCGUAAAAUCCAACUUCCAACCAAUCAGAAGGCCCUACUCAUCCUUCCUAUCAAUAUGCAACAAAAUCCCACCUUCUCUCUCCGAAACCCUAGUUCGCUACGCAACAACAAACGCAACACUCCUACAAACAUUCGAAGAAAUCUCCGUCACUUCAAGAAUCCUAAAAGAAAAAUCCCCAUGCAACUUCUUGGUCUUCGGCGUGGGCCACGACAGCCCCUUGUGGGCCACCCUAAACCAAGGUGGCCGAACUCUUUUCCUCGAGGAAUCAAAGUAUUGGACGCUCGAACUCAACAAAGAAAUCCCUUGGCUGGAAAUACGCCACGUCAUGUACAAGACUAAGGUGAGCGAGGCUAAAAAACUCUUCGAUAUCGGAAAAUCGAAACAAUGCCAAACUGUGGGUGAUCCGAGAUUAUCGAAAUGCCCGUUGGUGUUAAAGGAGCUACCGAGCGAAGUGUACGAAACGGAGUGGGACUUGAUAAUGGUGGAUGCACCGACUGCGUUUACUAAAAAUCUGCCUGGAAGAAUGACUGCUAUUUACACCGCCGGGCUACUGGCGAAGAAUAGAAGAGAUGGCGAAACUGAUGUUUUCGUGCAUGAUAUUGAUAGGGAUGUGGAGGAUAAAUUUUCGAGAAGUUUUUUGUGUGAGGGGUAUACAACAGAACAAGUUGGGAGAUUAAGGCAUUAUAGGAUUCCUAGUCAUAUGUCCGGUGAUCAUACGCCUUUUUGUCCGUAAAUUUCAAUAUUUUCGUUUAUUUUCUUGUUACAAAUAAAUUUUUAAUUUUUUUUCAAUGUGAAAUGAACUUCGCAGACACAUAUAUGUGCAGCCAUGAUGAUCAUUUUUUAGCAGUACUCAAAUAGAGAU